ACCGAAUGCCCUACUUCUACCCCUGCUGUUGCUUGUCAAACCGGUUAUUUAGGUGUUAGAAAUGGAAAGGGUCCUCUUGGUGCUUGUUGCUCUCACAGUGACGAUUGUCAAGAAAGCUGCUUCAAUGGCAAAUGCAAUGCUCCUAUUGCUUCCACCUGUUACUCUGGUUCCAGAGGCAAAGGAAGAGGUGAUGGCUACGAAGGUGCCUGUUGUAAAAACAACGAUGACUGUUGGAACAGCUGUAUUAAGGGCAAAUGUAACGGAUCUUCUCUUGCCAACUGUGACGUAGGCUUCAGUGGAAAGAAGUUAGGUAAUGGCCCUCAGGAUGCUUGUUGUCUCUCCCAACGUGAUUGUAAAGAAGACUGUGUCAAAGGUAUCUGC
Gilbertella persicaria is the source of this 381-nucleotide messenger RNA. RefSeq lists its product as uncharacterized. NCBI's taxonomy places the organism in Eukaryota, Fungi, Mucoromycota, Mucoromycetes, Mucorales, Choanephoraceae. The annotation marks the transcript as partial. The record is from RefSeq and is a predicted model, not a curated record. The transcript has a single exon.